AUGGUGAGAUUGAAAGCAAUUUUUUAUUUCAGGUAAUUUGAGUCUUUGUAAACAAACAAUGUAUUGCUUCAAAAUAUGUUUGAUCUAAUGCAGCCUUUUUCAAACGGGGACCCCCAGCCAUUCAAUUCCAGAGCUAGCACACCCGAUUCAACUUGUCUACUUGACUAGGAGAAUUAGUAAAUUUUUUAUUGACUAGGUGAAUUGUCUACUUGACUAGGUGAAUUAGUAAAUUUUUUAUUGACUAGGUGAAUUGUCUACUUGACUAGGUGAAUUAGUAAAUUUUUUAUUGACUAGGUGAAUUGUCUACUUGACUAGGAGAAUUAGUAAAUUUUUUAUUGACUAGGUGAAUUGUCUACUUGACUAGGUGAAUUAGUAAAUGUUUUAUUGACUAGGUGAAUUGUCUACUUGACUAGGUGAAUUAGUAAAUUUUUUAUUGACUAGGUGAAUUGUCUACUUGACUAGGUGAAUUAGUAAAUGUUUUAUUGACUAGGUGAAUUGUCUACUUGACUAGGUGAAUUAGUAAAUGUUUUAUUGACUAGGUGAAUUGUCUACUUGACUAGGUGAAUUAGUAAAUUUUUUAUUGACUAGGUGAAUUGUCUACUUGACUAGGUGAAUUAGUAAAUGUUUUAUUGACUAGGUGAAUUGUCUACUUGACUAGGUGAAUUAGUAAAUUUUUUAUUGACUAGGUGAAUUGUCUACUUGACUAGGUGAAUUAGUAAAUUUUUUAUUGACUAGGUGAAUUGUCUACUUGACUAGGUGAAUUAGUCAUGUUGUGAAUUGACUAGGUGAAUUGUCUACUUGACUAGGUGAAUUAGUCAAGUUGUGAAUUGACUAGGUGAAUUGUCUACUUGACUAACUAGGUGUGCUAGUUCAGGACAAAAUUGUGAAAUGUCUGGGGGCCAAGAGGAGAGGUUUGAAAAGCACUGCUCUAAUAUAUAGACUGUGAGUCCUUGCAUCCAUAGCUGUGUAACACAUUUGGGUUGUGCUUCUCCAGACCAAAUACACACACAUGUCCCUCUGUCUCCGUCCCCCCCCCCCCUCCUGCAGGGAAAGCUGGUGAAGUACUUCAGUCGCCAGCUGUCCUGUAAGGUGAGAGCGGCCUUACAGGAGGACAGCACAGAGCUACAGGACUUCCCCCGGCUGGGACACUGGUUCCGUAUCGUCAACCUGAGGAAGGAGGUCACUGAGGUACUUUGAUUUACAUCUACGUAUCACAAUCACUGUAAGUAAAACCUUCUUACAAAUAGCCAAUGAUCUGCAAAAUUAGUGCUAGUAAAAGUAAAGGGGAAACAAUACAUUUACAAUUUAGUCAUUUAGCAGCACCACGGUUGGGGUCAAUUCUAUUUAAAUUCCAGUCAAUUCAGAAAGUAAACCAAAUUCCAACUCCCAAUUCUACAUUUUCCUAAUUUAAAAGCUUUGAAGAGAAUUGGAAUUGGAAGUUUUGUGUACUUCCUGUUUACAAGAGCGAUCAGGAUGUUGGAUCAGACUAACACCUCAUCAUAAACAAACAUUGCUUUCAAUUUCUAUAAGCCCAACAUAGUCUUCUUCCUUUGCCCAAAAACACAUCACUUCCUGAACCUUCUCGAGUGCUACCUUAUCUCUCUAACAUGCAUUGUUGUUGCUAGCACUGACUCUGCUCAUAGCUACUUUAUUGAUGAAAAGUUUUACUUGCUACAACUCUGAUAUGUGGUUGUCUAGCUGCGUUAAGAUGAAUGCAUUAACUUCAAGUCGCUACGGAUAAGAGCGUCUGCUAAAUGACUAACAUGUAAAUGACCCCAACCCUGUUUAGACGCUCUUAUCCAGAGCCACUUACAGUUAGUGCAUUCGUCUUAAGGUAGCUAUGUGAGACAACAACACAUCACAGUCAGUCAUAGUAAGGAACAACAAAAAACGAAAUGAUCAGAAAAGUCAGUGCUAGUAAGAAAAUAACUCUGUGUUGCUGCACGUUUCGUUCUUCCUGUCCAUGUCAUCUUUUAUUUUAUAUGCUGAACACAAAUAUAAGCACAACUAUUUCAAAAUUUUUACUGAGUUACAGGUCAUAUGAGGAAAUCAGUCAAUUGAAAUAAAUUAAUUAGGCCCUAAUCUAUGGAUUUCACAUGACUGGGAAUACAGAUAUGCAUCUGUUGGUCACAGAUACCUUUUAAAAAAUGGGCCUCACAAUGGGCCUCAGGAUCUCGUCACGGUAUUUUUGUGCAUUCAUAUUGCUAUCAAUAAAAUGUAAUUGUGUUCGUUGUCCGUAGCUGAUGCCGGCCCAUACCAUAACUCCACCGCCACCAUGGGGCUCUCUGUUCACAACAUUGACAUCAGAAAACUGCUCAUCCACACGACGCCAUACACAUUGUCUGCGGUUGUGAGGCCGGUUGGAUGUACUGCCAAAUUCUCUAAAACGACGUUGGAGGUGGGUUAUGGUAGAGAAAUGAACAUUCAAUUGUCUGACAACAGCUCUGGUGGACAUUCCUGCAGUCAGAAUGCCAAUUGCACGCUCCAUCAAAACUUGAGACAUUUGUGGCAUUUUGUUGUGUGAUCAUGCUGUUUAAUCAACUUCUUGAUAUGCCACACCUGUCAGGUGGAUGGAUUAUCUUGGCGAAGGAGAAAUGCUCACUAACAGGGAUGUAAACACAUUUGUGCACAACGUGAGAGAAAUAAGAUUUUUGUGCAUAUGGAACAUUUCUGGGAUCUUUUAUUUCAGCUCAUGAAACAUGGGACCAACACUUUACAUGUUGGUUUAUGUUUUUGUUCAGUGUAUAAUCAAAAGACCUGAUCUUAUAUCAGCAUUCUCUGAUACUCUUGGUAAAUAUGGUCCAGGGGUAUCAAACUCAAUUUCUGGAAGACCACAUUGUCUGCAUUUCUUUGGUAUUCUUUCCUUUAAAUGAGUGUCUGAUUUAGACCUGGUAAGCCAGGUGUGUUGACUUCCUGUCUGGGAGAAAUGAAAACCUGCAGUCUGCUAGCCUGGGUGCCAGUCCGUUUCUGCUCUCUAGCCAACUCCUUAUGGAAUCGUCAUGACAAUGACAAUGAAGUAGGCAAAAGCACAAACAGAUCUGGGACCAGGCUACUCGUGUGUGUGUUCUGUAGGAGAUGGGUCCGGGCGAGGUGACUCUGGAGGGGCUGUUGGAGAUGAGUGAUGAGGAGGUGUGUGAGGCCAUGGAGAAGUUUGGAGCCAACGACGAGGAGUGUGCCCGGCUCAAUGCCUCUCUGUCCUGCCUAAGGAGGGCCCACAAGUCAGGUAGGAACCCUACACACUCAGAGGGAGGAAAGGUAGACAGUGGGGACAAGUCAGGUAGGGCCCCUAACACAUGCCAUCUCUGAGGAAGGGAGAGAGAGAGGGAGGGAAGAAGGGAGGAGGAGAGAGAGAGGGGGAGGGCACUCUGGGAUGUAACUGACUCCUCUAGGUUGUUAUUGCCUCAGUUCAGGGGAGUUUUCAGUUAGUGCUUUAUACAGUAGCCUUGUACUACUAUCGCGAUCUCGCAAGCUUCCGUAAAUACACUGAGUGUACAAAAUAUUAGGAACACCAUCCUAAUAUUGAGUUGCACCCUCCUUUGCCCUCAGAACAGCCUCAAUUCGUCGGGGCAUUGACUCUACAAGGUGUCGAAAGCGUUCCACAGGGAUACUGGCCCAUGUUGACUCCAAUACUUCCCACAGUUGUGUCAAGUUGGCUGGAUCUCCUUUGGGUGGUGGACCAUUGUUGAUACACACGGGAAACUGUUAAACGUCUAAAACCCAGCAGCGUUGCAGUUCUUGACACACACAAACUGGUUGCGCCUGGCACCUACUACCAUACCCUGUUCAAAGGCACUUACAUACACAAUCCAUGUCUCAAUUGUCUCAAGGCUUAAAAAUCAUUUUUUAACCUGUCUCCUCCCCUUCAUCUACACGGAUUGAAGUGGAUUUAACAGUUUACAUCAAUAAGGGAUCAUAGCUUUCACCUGGAUUCACCUGGUCAGUCUGUCAUGGAAAGAGUAGGUGUUCCUAAUGAUUUGUACACUCAGUGUAUGUUUCGCUACAAGCAAAACAUAUUCAUGUAAGCUCACGAUAUCAGGAUGGUAGUAUUAGGCUAAAUAUACCAGAGCUCUCCAACCCUGUUCCUGGAGAGCUACCGUCCUGUAGGUUUUCGCUCCAACCCUAAUCUUGUGCACUUCAUUAUAAUUAUUAACUGGUUGAUAAGCUGAAUCAGUUUAGUUACAGGAGGGUAGCUCUCCAGGAACAGGGUUGGAGAGCCCUGAUCUAUACAGUUCAUGAGGACUUUUCAUAAACUGGUGCAUGUCGCCAUCUGUUGACCAGAUUUAGCAACACAGCAUGAAGUCAAUAUAGCCUGAAUGCCAGUCUCAGAAAUGUGCCUUGCUUUAUUUAGUCUGGAAACUAAAUUAAAAUGUAUAAGUGGGUUGUUAAUUGAUAUGGGGUAUUAUGCGUUAGUUCACAAUGAGGAAUGAAGGGCUGGAGUUUACAAUGACUGGUGGGAUUUAAUCUGUUGACUCUGCUAGUCUAUUCUGUUGUGUUAGUGCAAAAGCCUGCACACCUUACGAUCACUUUUAUUGGUCAAUUGCACACAAUUUCCAACCGAAAUUUGACUUCCGCUUUUAUCCCAACCCCUCCAAAAGACACAUGCAGGUUUUGGCUGCCAAACUGGGUACCAAUGAAGCUGUUGUGGAGGGUUAAAUGACUUGCUCAAGGGCACAACGUCCGGCAAUGGCAUCUAGAAUUUGAUACCAGCAACCCUUUGUUCUGACCUGGGAUUCGAACUGGAUUCAACCUCCGGUUGCUGGCUUGCCUCUCUAAGCGCUAGGCUACCUGCUAUGCUGUGGGUCUUCAGUACCAGGUUUUAACAGGGAAAUAUCUAAGGGUUAAAUGAUCCAUAUUGAGUUAUUAAAUGCUCUUGCCAUUAUUGGAUUAAUGAAGCUCUCUGCCCUUGCAUACUGUAACAGCCACUUUUAGUACCCCUUACCUGUGACUGUGUGACAUCCUCACAGUAGUCUCCUCGUUCCUCUCCAUGGGUGCAUCUCAAUAGUCAAACGCCGCUCCGUGGGUGCAUCUCAAUAGUCAAACGCCACUCCGUGGGUGCAUCUCAAUAGUCAAACGCCGCUCCGUGGGUGCAUCUCAAUAGUCAAACGCUGCUCCUUGUCUCCUUUCCUUCAUCUCCACUGAUGAAAAGAAUCAGACAACGGAAACCAAAUUAUUGUAAGGCAUUACAAGACAUUACACCAUUUUGCUUUCACCUGCCCAGUGUUUUCAGAUCAGUAUAGAUGAAGGGAGGAUAUGAGGAGAGGAGGCUGCUGUAGACUAUUUAUGUACCCUCCCAGCACAUAGAGCAUGUAGUCCGUUGGCAUCUUGUCCAAUAGUGGGCAGCACAGACCACAUUUUUAUUUUCUGAACUAAACAGUCUAGUGUUGUAGUGUUGCUGGCUGAGCAGAAGGGGACAGUAGACCAUCACACAACUAGGUUUGAAAUCAAGGUUUGAUAACCUGCCAUUUGAUGUGUGUUCCUCCCCCUACACACACACACACACACACACACACAUUCAUUCCCACCAGAUGAGUCACUGGGAAUACUUAAUGUUAUCAAGCCAAGUUGAGAAGAGUUGUAUUGUCACUGCAGUGCUCUCCUCAUCUCAGCCAUAGUACACAGACCCGGAAUAUUUUUAUCCAAAUGAAAAGACAGCAGAUGUUGCUUUAGGAAAGUCUGGUCAUGUACCAAACUGUUGUCAGAAAACUCAACGUCCCGUUGGUCCCAAAGCUCAUCUGAGGGUCACUUCCCUUCCCUGCUUUGAUUCUACACGCAGCUAACUCCAGUAAUAAUAAUAAUGGAUUGGAUUUAUAAAGCGCCUUUCUACCAGCUGAGCUACUCAAAGCGCUUUACAUAGAAAGGGGGGGAACUCACCUCAUCCACCACCAAUGUGUGGCACCCACCUUGGUGAUGCACGGCAACCAUUUGCCAAUUAGGAAUGACGGGAUGAUUGGGUGGCCAUGAUGGAAUGGGGCCAGGUUGGGAAUUUAGCUUGCGAUAAGUGCCAUGGAAUUUGUAAUGACCACAGACUGUCAGGACACCCAUUUAACGUCCCAUCUGAAAGACAGCACCCUACUCAGAGCAGUAGGCAGGUUCAUUGUAGCCUGUGGGUGUUGAAUAGGCUCUAGGCUGGGGUCAGAUAGUGACUGGAUACACAGACACACACUGGUCUGGCCUGGUCUGUGUGUCUGUUCCUAAGGCCUGAUUAGAUUGUAGCCAGUAGCUGAUUGGCUGCUGAGCUCCAACUUCCUCCACAGGAGACAGCCGGGGGAUUGGACGCCCAUACAGAGUCCAGUUGGGUGUGUGUGUGUGCCUAGUUAUAGUUGUUCCAACCAAGCCUAAUAGAUCACACAUACACAUAGGCUAGGCCUGUACGUCAGUGGCGGUCGUGCCGUUUAAGAUGAGGGAGGACGAUUAUUUUUUUUAAUGAGCAUGGCCUUAUUUCUAUUACAGAAUAUUGGAUGACUGUCAUUCAUAUUCCAUUCACCCAGCUCAAUGUAACAUCGAUAGGUUUAGGCUACUACACUCAAAUUCUCCCUGUACCCAUCAUGAGGUUGCUACAACUUAGCCUUAUGAAUGAACGUUUACAACGUAGGUACACAGGUCGAGAGAAAUUUGAGUAAUCAAGGUGACAGACAUUGACACAUUCAAUACCGCCUUGCACACUCUCGCCUGCAUCUAACUGAUCUAGGGUGUAAUCAUUAGUCCAAGAGUUGCAAACAAGUUUCUAUUGGACAAAUUCAGGUAUGUUUAUCCCCGUUUGCUUCCGUUUAAGAAACGUUUUUCAACAGAAUAGGCGGAAUGAAUACACCCCUAAUCAAACACAGUUCACUUUCAUAGCAGCCACAUACAAACAGCAUGAUCCCUUUGAUCGUUGUAUAAUUCCUUCUCGCAUCGACGCGCUCUCCUCCUCUCACCUUUUCCCUUUGCUUGUGGACUUCAGUGCACAACAAAUCAGCUGUCUGUGGCCAGGCGAAAAAAAACGUUCCAAGCCAAACCUUCAUAUCAUAACCGCUAACAGCUACACACAGCCUACAUCGUUGUCACCAUAUUAGCUAACGUCAUAGUCAACAUACAUACUAGAACUAACGCUUUAGUAAAUCCGCUACAAUCAUGCAGUACAGUCAGUAAUACGAAAUUGUAACUAUUUUGCACUAUGGCCUAUUUAUUGCCUUACCUCCAUAACUUACUACAUUCGCACACACUGUAUAUAUAUUUUCUGUUUGUAUUUUUGACUUUGUUUUGUUUUACCCCAUAUGUAACUCUGUGUUGUUUUUAUCACACUGCUUUGCUUUAUCUUGGCCAGGUCGCAGUUGUAAAUGAGAAAUGAGGUACUGUUCUCCUCAGUCAUCCUGCUUCUCUUGGUCAGGAAGGGGGUUGGACACACACACUCCUUUCUAUCUCUCUCUCUCUCUCUCUCUCUCUGUCUCUCUCUCUCUCUGAUUCUCCUCUCUUACUCUUCUCGAGCUCUCUCUCUGCUGCUCUUUUCUGCCUCAUAUCGUCGACAGUUGUCUGUGGCUCUCUAUCUCUCUUAUCUCUGCUCUCUCUGUCUCUCUCUCUCUCUACUGUCUAUCGUCUAUCUUUUUGUCUCUCUGACUUCAAUCUCUCUGUCUCUCUGUCUCUCUCCUCUCUCUUCUAUCUCAUCUCUCUGUCUCUCUCUCUCUCUGUCUCUCUGUCUCUCUGUAUCUCUCUCUCUCUCUCUCUUCUCUCUCUCGUUCUUCCUUCCUGUCUGAUCCAUCUCUCUCUCUUUCUUCUCUCUCUGUCUCUCUUCUCUCUCUCUCUUCUGUCUCUCUCUCUUCUCCUCUCUUUCUCUCUCUGUUUUUGUUCUCUCUCUCUCUCUCUCUCUGUCUCUCUGCUCUCUCUCUCUCUCUCUCUCCUCUCUCCUCUCUCUCUCUCUGUCUCUCUCUCUGUCUCUCUCUCAGGUGUGAAUGUAACAGAAACACUGUGCUUGUUAUUAGGGCCACUCAUACUCAGAGCGAAAGGGAGAGAAAGGCCUAUUUUGUCUCCCAGGCUACAUCUCAAAUGGCACCCUAUUCCCUAUAUAGUGCACUACUUUUGAUCAGGGCCCAUAAGGCUCAGUCUCAUCCCCAGCCUCCAGCCCCCAGCCUCAGACUCAUCCCCAGCCUCCAGCUUCAUCCUCAGCUUCUAGCACCACAGCCAGCCUCUAGCUUCAUCCCCAGCCCCAGCCCCCGGCCUCAUUUCUAGCCUGAGCCUCCAUUCCCAGCCUCCAGACUCAUCACCAGCCUCCAGCCCCAUCCCCAGCCUCCAGCCCCACACUCCAGCCUCAUCUCUAGUCUGAGCCUCCAUUCCCAGCCUCCAGGCUCAUCCCCAGCCUCCAGCCUCUUCCCCAGCCUCCAGACUCAGCCCUUUCUUUAA
Molecule: messenger RNA, 8373 nt
Organism: Coregonus sp. 'balchen'
Lineage: Eukaryota; Metazoa; Chordata; Actinopteri; Salmoniformes; Salmonidae
Source: the annotation of a GenBank genome assembly